CAGCAUCGCGCAUACACACACACACACACGGCGGCCGAGAGAAGGAUCCUAACCUGUUGCGCGGCUUGUGUGGCUGCAUAGACGACGGCUUGUAGGAGACGUGAGUCGCGAGUGUGGGCAGCGGCGUGUGCGUGUACAAGUCAGUGGUGUACACUACAUAAUAGAGGCGCAGUCCGAACCACUUUGAGCUUCUAAUCGCAUCACUGGCCAUCAGUGUCCGGAUCGACGAUUGACGCACAGGAUAUUGUACAUAAGCACAGCAGCGUCAUGGCGUACGGCGUCAAGUCUACCGUGGAUUUGGUGAAAUACGCGAAGGAAAAGAACGCGUCGAUAGUCGACCUGAGGAGCGACACGAUCUCGCGAUUAUCGCCGGGUAUGAGGAAGGCCAUGUUCGAGGCGGAGGUUGGAGACGACGUGUUUGGCGACGAUCCCACUGUCAAGUUGCUGGAGGAGAAGAUCGCCAAGAUGCUGGGCAAGGAAGCCGCGAUUUUCGUGACUUCCGGAACGAUGAGCAACUUGAUUGCCGUACUGAACCACUGCGAGGAGCGCGGCAGCGAGGCCUACUGCGGCGAAAGUUCGCACAUCGUAUUGCACGAGCAAGGCGGCGCCGCUCAGCUCGGCGGGGUGAGCCUCUGCCCGAUACCCAACGAGCCCGACGGCACCUACUCCCUGCGCAAGCUCGAGAGCAAGCUCAAGAGCAACUGGCUGCACGAGCCCGUCUCCAAGCUGGUCUGCGCCGAGAACACCAUCACGGGCCGCGUCUUACCCCAAGCCUGGGUCGAUCAGCUGAUCGCGCUGGCCCGUCGGCACGGACUGAAGCUUCACCUGGACGGCGCCAGGAUCUGGAACGCAGCGGCUGCCUCGGGUAGGAGCGUCCAGGAACUGGCCCAGGGCUUCGACUCGGUGAGCGUGUGUCUGAGCAAGGGUCUGGGAGCACCGGUGGGCUCGUUGCUCUGCGCCAGCCGGGAGUUCAUCCACAAGGCCCGGAGGACAAGGAAGGUGCUGGGCGGUGGCAUGCGUCAGGUUGGCGUUCUCGCCGCGGCUGGACUGCAGGCGCUGGUGGAGGUGCUUCCGGUUCUGCAUCUGGAUCAUCGUCGGGCUCGGGAGAUAGCCGAGGCUGUCAACGCCAUCGGCUCGGAGAACUUCGAGGUCGACAUGGGGAUCUCGACGACGAACAUGGUGCUGGUGCAGUCGAAGACCGGCAUGGUUACGAGACUCGUCACGAGGCUGCAGGAGGUGUGGCGGGACGAGGAACCCGACGACAGGAUCAUCGUUCGGGGUAUGGCUCUGACUGACUGCUUGGCCAGAUUCGUCAUCUACUACGAGGUCACAGACGACAUGGUGCGCGAUGCUGUGAAAAAGAUCAACCUGGUUAUUCGGGAGAUCGAUGCCGAGGUUCAAAGGGAAUCCUGAUUUUGUAUUGUUUUUUUGUUUUUUUUGUUUUUUUUUUAAUAUACACAGUUUUGUUGUUGAUCGAAAUCCUUUGGUGGUUUAUUGAUUUCCCCUUCCGUACGACAAUGAAAUGAUAAGCAGAUAGAUAAGUGAGAGUUGAACUAAGUAUACUUGGAAAACAAUUCACGUUAGUUCAGCCGUUCUCGCAAAAACUCAGAAUACAGGCGCAUACCUGUUGCUCCAUAUAAAACGAUCGAAAAGAACACAUACCAUCCGUCGAUAAUGCAACAACUGCAGCCUUAUCAAUUAUCACUCACCGCACACCGAUGUCGCUUGCAGUCACUUGUCUUCUUGCCGGCAUAAUAACUCGUUGCGCGAUUCUCAUUAAUAUACCCCCCCAGUCCAUCUUUAUUCAUAUACAAGCCUCAAAUCAGCCAGUUUCCACACGGCACCCAACCGACUACCGACAUCGUGAUUCAGCACAAGAAGCCUUAACUUUCCGUUUGAUUAGUCGUCGCCGAUAUCACACGCAGUCGCAAUCUAGCCGCCGAGCAGUUGCAUCUUCUUCCUCCCGGCAUCUUUGAUACGCAAAUUCAGAAAAAAUGACCAAGGCCGUGUGCGUUCUUCAGGGCGACUGCAAGGGAACCCUGUUCUUCGAGCAAGACGGCGAUGCGGUCAAGGUCACCGGCCAAGUGUCCGGCUUGAAACAGGGACUGCACGGAUUCCACAUUCACGAGUUUGGCGACAACACCAAUGGUUGCACCAGUGCCGGACCUCACUUCAAUCCCCUGGCUAAGGAGCACGGAGGCCCAACUGACUCUGUUCGUCACGUAGGCGACCUGGGUAAUGUUGAGGCUGACUCAGAUGGUGUUGCCAAAGUCAGCAUCACCGACAAACAGAUUCAGCUGCAGGGAGCGCACAACAUCAUUGGCAGAACUCUUGUGGUUCACGCUGACCCUGAUGACUUGGGAAAAGGUGGCCAUGAACUCUCCAAGACCACUGGCAAUGCAGGAGGCCGUUUGGCAUGCGGUGUAAUUGGCAUCACAAAGGCAUGAACUACUUACAGUAAAACGUGAAAAAUUACAAAGCUUUAGAUCUUCAUAUCUAACUACUUGAAGUAGUUGUUGUAUAAAUUAAUCAUUCCUCUUGUAACACAAUUUUUAUUAAGGAAAAAGUUGUACUAUUACUAUUACUUUAUAUUCUAAAGAUAUACAAAAUGUGUACCUAUA
Molecule: messenger RNA, 2621 nt
Organism: Nasonia vitripennis (jewel wasp)
Lineage: Eukaryota; Metazoa; Arthropoda; Insecta; Hymenoptera; Pteromalidae
Product: L-allo-threonine aldolase
Exons: 8
Coding region: 268-1413 (381 amino acids)
Biological process (GO): L-threonine catabolic process; glycine biosynthetic process
Cellular component (GO): cytosol
Molecular function (GO): L-allo-threonine aldolase activity
Source: RefSeq, a predicted model, not a curated record